AUGACCAUCGUGUCAACUUUGUGUACAAUCUCUGAACCCCAAAGAAUGUAUCCCAUCAUGGAGAAAGAUUCAGACGUAGAGGACGAGGACACUCUGCAACCUCCAGUGCACCUUCUGAACAUCAACAACAGCAACAAUAAUGAAGAAGAACAGAAGAAGAAAGCAAAAAAGGAAAAAAGAGAAAAGGAGAAGAAAGAAAAAAAGGAGAAAAAAGAGAAGAAAAAAAGAAAGGAGCAAAAGGAUGAGGCGAAUGAAAAAGAGAAGGAAAAACAAAAGGAAAAAGAGAAAGAAAAGGACAAAAAGGAAGUGCCUAAAGAAGUGUUUGUGAUCAACCCAGCCAGCAGCCUGUAUUACCAGUGGCUGCUUCUCAUCACUUUUCCGGUCAUGUACAACUGGACAAUGAUCAUUGCAAGAGCCUGCUUUGAGGAACUGCAGCAUAAAUACCUGAUUACAUGGUUCAUCCUCGACUAUGUGAGCGAUAUGCUGUACCUGGCUGAUAUGGCCUUCAGAGCACGAACAGGGUACCUCGAGCAAGGCUUGUUCGUCAAAGAUGAGCAACUCCUUAUCAAGCACUACAAAGACAGCGUUCAGUUCCGGCUUGAUGUCGCCUCAAUGAUCCCCACAGACGUUCUGUACUUUGUUCUGGGGCUUGACUACCCUGAAAUUCGCAUUAACAAGCUCCUCCGCAUCAACCGCAUGUUUGAGUUCUUCGACCGCUCACAGACCAUGACCAACUACCCCAACAUUUUCCGCAUCUGCACCCUGGUCAUGUACAUAAUCAUUAUCAUUCACUGGAAUGCGUGUCUCUACUUCUCCUUUUCCAAAUCGAUUGGUUUUGGAUCAGAUCCAUGGGUCUACCCUGCACUCACCGAGCCUGAGUUUGGGGACCUGUUGAGAAAGUAUUCUUUUAGCCUGUACUGGUCGACCCUAACACUGACUACUAUUGGGGAAACACCUUCGCCUGAGCUCGACUCAGAGUUUCUUUUUCAUGUUGUGGACUUUCUGGUGGGUGUUUUAAUUUUUGCUACAAUUGUGGGCAAUAUUGCCACCAUGAUUUCAAACAUGAAUGCAGCCCAAGCCCAGUUUCAAGCACGCAUCGACGACAUCAAGCAAUACAUGCAUGUACGGCACGUUAGCAAGGAUUUGGAAGAACGAGUCAUCAAGUGGUUUGAUUACCUGUGGACCAACAAGAAGGCGCAAGAUGAAAGGGAGGUACUUAGAUACCUGCCGGACAAACUAAGGGCAGAGAUUGGCAUGAAUGUGCACCUGGACACGUUAAAGAAGGUAAGGAUCUUUGCAGACUGUGAGGCUGGAUUGCUGAUUGAGCUAGUGCUUAAGUUAAGACCUCAGGUGUUCAGUCCAGGGGAUUACAUCUGCCGCAAAGGUGAUAUCGGCCGGGAGAUGUACAUCAUCAAGGACGGAAAACUGGCAGUUGUGGCAGAUGAUGGGGUCACACAAUUUUGUGUCCUGGGUGAUGGGAGCUACUUUGGUGAAAUCAGUAUCCUAAACAUCAAGGGCAGCAAAGCCGGGAACCGCAGGACUGCUAACAUUCGCAGUAUUGGAUACUCAGACCUGUUUUGCUUGUCCAAGGAUGACCUAAUGGAGGCUCUGACCGAGUACCCUGAUGCCAAAAGCAUGCUUGAAGAAAAGGGGAGGCAGAUCCUCAUGAAAGAUGGUCUACUGGAUCUGGACCCGGCCAACCUGAAGCCUGACCAGGCGGAGCUUGAAAACAGAGUAAACCGCAUAUACACCACCAUGGAGCUGAUGCAGAAUAAAGUAAAGAAACUUCUUGAAGAUUAUGAGGAAAAUGAGAAAAAUCUCGAGGAACGCAUCAUUGAAAUAGAGCGCUAUGCUGGGGAGGAGGUAAAAGAAGACAAGGAUAAGGAUGAAGAUGAAGGGAAGAAAUAG
Trichomycterus rosablanca is the source of this 1908-nucleotide messenger RNA. It is a transcript of the gene cnga1a, whose product is annotated as cyclic nucleotide gated channel subunit alpha 1a. Lineage: Eukaryota; Metazoa; Chordata; Actinopteri; Siluriformes; Trichomycteridae. The record is from RefSeq and is a predicted model, not a curated record. The coding region runs from base 1 to 1908 and encodes 635 amino acids. The transcript is spliced from 6 exons. Gene Ontology annotation, cellular component: plasma membrane; intracellular cyclic nucleotide activated cation channel complex. Gene Ontology annotation, molecular function: intracellularly cAMP-activated cation channel activity; cGMP binding; protein-containing complex binding. Gene Ontology annotation, biological process: monoatomic cation transmembrane transport.